AUGCCGGAUGUUAUAUUCUCCUUGGAUGGUGAUAAUUAUGAUCCUCUGCCUGCAGCUUAUGUUGUAAGAGAUGGUAGCGAUGAUCAACAAGAUCCAAUAUUUGUUGAAAAUGGUUUUAUGGAUUUCUUUUCCUUGCUCUUUGGUCAACAACAACAACAACAACAACAAGAAGAUAAUCCCAUACUGGAUCACAAACAAAUUGCUCGUGAUGAUGAUUGGACGAUGCAGCCGCAAAGAAAAUUGUUCACCAAACAAUAUGUGAAUCAUGAAAAUCAAUAUUCGUUUGCUCUUGCAUCAUUGGAUCUCUUGAACAUUAAUUAUGGCAAGGGAUUCAGCAGAUCAAUGACAAGAUCAUCAGAAUACAAUAUUUAUAAUGAUCUGAUGAUGAUGAACACAGUUGUCGGUGCUGGUGCUGGUGCUGGUACUGGUAUUGGUACUGAUGCUGGUGGACAUAAGCUACCAGUGGAGGAAAUAUUGAGAGUUGGUGGAGAGAGGUUCAUCCAAUUCUCGAGCAAUAGAGUUGAUGGAAUUUCUACAUUCAUCCAUCCUUAUUAUAAUAAUGGAUCUUCACUUUCAGGUCUUUCUGUUGAUGAUGCUAGAGAUGUCGAACUUGUUCAUCUCCUUUUAGAUGCAGCCGACAAACUAGGCACCAGACACAGAUUCCUCGAUCUAGCUACUAAAAUUAUCUUACUCUGUCUUGGGAUAGCAUCCGAUUCUGGUUCUCCAAUCCAACGUGUUUCCUAUUAUUUUGCUCAAGCUCUUCAACACAAGAUUGAUACAGAAUCUAAUAUUAAUAGUAACAACUACAAGAAGAAGAAGCUGCACCAACAAGAGCAACAAGAGCAACAAGAGCAACAACAUACGGAGGGUAAGAUCCAUUUGAUUGAUCUCCAGAUAAGGAGCGGAAUUCAAUGGACGGCCCUGAUGCAAGGCCUCGUGGACUACUAUCCUAUACAGUGCCUCAAAAUAACAGCCGUCGGAACAUCUGACCAACGGCAUUGUAUAGAGGAAACUGGCAAGAGAUUGAUCACUUUUUCAAAGUCCUUGAAUUUGCCAUUUUCGUUCGAAAUACUGUAUCUAAAGGACAUGAGUGAAUUCAAAGAAGAUCUAUUGAACAUUGAAGCCGAUGAAACUGUGGUAGUUUACUCCUACAUGAUGUUAAGGACCAUGAUAUCAAGGCCCGAUUUGUUUGAAAAUCUAAUGAGAGCGAUAACAAGGCUAAGGCCGGCUCUAAUGCUAGUUAUUGAAGUAGAGGCAAAUCACAAUUCGCCUUUGUUUAUAGAUCGUUUCAUUGAAGCCCUUGUGUUUUAUACCGCAUUUUUCGACUGCUUGGAAAGUUGCAUGGAGAGAAGCAACGAAUACAGAAGAGAACUUGAAAGCACUUAUUUCGGUGAAGGGAUUACCAACAUAGUUGCAGCUGAAGGUGAGGAAAGGGUAACUAGAAAUGUGAAACUUGAUGUUUGGAGAGCAUUUUUUACGAGAUUUGGAAUGGUAGAAACGGAACUCAGCGAAUCAGCAAAGUAUCAAGCUAGUUUGGUUCUCAACAAGUUUGCACAUGGAAGCUCAUGUACUCUUGAAUGUGAUGGCAAAGGCCUUAUUGUUGGAUGGAAGGGAACACCAUUCCAUUCUCUUACUGCUUGGAACUUCUCGUCGUACAACUCUUGA
Erythranthe guttata (spotted monkey flower) is the source of this 1665-nucleotide messenger RNA. The record is from RefSeq and is a predicted model, not a curated record. Lineage: Eukaryota; Viridiplantae; Streptophyta; Magnoliopsida; Lamiales; Phrymaceae.